This is a messenger RNA of Carassius carassius (crucian carp), 842 nucleotides long. RefSeq names its product gastrula zinc finger protein XlCGF49.1-like. The record is from RefSeq and is a predicted model, not a curated record. The transcript has a single exon. NCBI's taxonomy places the organism in Eukaryota, Metazoa, Chordata, Actinopteri, Cypriniformes, Cyprinidae. The coding region runs from base 126 to 803 and encodes 225 amino acids.
GAUUUCCCAGAAUGCCAUGGUUUCUUUUACAGUAUAGUACAAUUUUAAUGGAAAACAGUAUGUUACUGUCACUUUUUACAGUGUGAAGUUGACAUGCAUUUUAUUUUUUCCCCACUGUAGACCUGAUGUCACUGAAAGAGGAGAGACGAGAACUGAAUGAGAUAGAGGAGAAGGAUAAACCCAUAAAGACUUCAAAGAAAUCCUCAAGAAAAAGAGCACAGAAGAUCAAAUCUAACACCUGCCUUCAGUGUGGAAGGUAUUGCCGUGGGAAAAAAGCCCUUGAAGAACACAUGAGAAUCCACACUGGAGAAAAGCCUUUCUUAUGCCCUCAGUGUGGAAAGAGUUUCAGGCACAAAGGGAGCCUUACAAGCCACACGAGAAGUCAUAAUGGAGAGAAGCCUUACACCUGCCAACAGUGUGGAAAACAUUUCACUCAAAAAUGGAGCAUUUUAAAUCACAUGAGAAUUCACACUGGAGAAAAGCCAUUCACAUGUGAUCAGUGUGGAAAGAGUUUCACAUAUAAAGAAACCCUAAAUUCUCACAUGAAAAAUCACUCAGGAGAGAACAGCUAUGUAUGUCAUCAGUGUGGAAAGAUUUUUAGUAAUAAAGCAUGCUUCAAGACUCACAUGAGAGUUCACACUGGAGAGAAGGCUUACACAUGCUCCCAGUGUGGAAAGAGUUUCAGUAACAAAUGUUACCUUACAAGCCACAUGUCAAUUCACACUUAUCCAUGUCAACAGUGUGGAAAGAGCUUCUCACGAAAAGAAGCUCUUAAGAGUCACAUGAUCGCUCACACUCAAUAGAAGCUGUUCACGUGUGAUUAAUGUGGAAAGAGUUUCGGA